This is a messenger RNA of Dicentrarchus labrax (European seabass), 1446 nucleotides long. It is a transcript of the gene hpcal1, whose product is annotated as hippocalcin-like 1. NCBI's taxonomy places the organism in Eukaryota, Metazoa, Chordata, Actinopteri, Moronidae. Gene Ontology annotation, molecular function: calcium ion binding. The record is from RefSeq and is a predicted model, not a curated record. Bases 226 to 807 code for a protein of 193 amino acids. The transcript has 4 exons.
AUCAGGAUAAAAUGCCUAUUAAAUAACAGCUACAUUUACGGGUAUUACUUAUCGCUACAAAGUGUCCUAACUUCUCCAGCAGCCUGGACGAAACACGUUUAAGGUGCCUACGAAGAGAAGAGAAAACCCUUUAGAGCAGAGAAAGCCGAGCAGCAAACGACACAACAGUGAGAGCGGAGAAGUGAAAACCAGCCCAGCCACCUGCCCGCCCGAGAGUGCCGUGUCAUGGGGAAACAGAACAGCAAGCUGCGGCCCGAGGUCCUGAACGACCUGAGAGAAAACACAGAGUUCACCGACCACGAGCUGCAGGAGUGGUAUCGCGGCUUCCUCAAGGACUGUCCCACCGGCCACCUGACUGUGGAGGAGUUCAAGAAGAUCUAUGCCAACUUCUUCCCCUACGGAGACGCCUCUAAGUUUGCUGAGCAUGUCUUCCGCACGUUUGACACCAACGGCGACGCCACCAUCGACUUCAGGGAGUUCAUCAUCGCCCUGAGCGUAACGUCUCGUGGCGGGUUAGAGCAGAAGCUGCGCUGGGCCUUCAGCAUGUACGACCUGGACGGGAAUGGGUACAUCAGCCGGGCAGAGAUGCUGGAGAUAGUUCAGGCAAUUUACAAGAUGGUAUCAUCAGUGAUGAAGAUGCCUGAGGACGAAUCAACACCAGAAAAAAGGACAGAUAAGAUUUUCAGACAGAUGGACAUUGACAACGAUGGUAGAUUGUCUUUGGAGGAGUUCAUUAAAGGUGCCAAGAGCGACCCAUCCAUUGUCAGACUGCUGCAGUCGGAUCAGGGAGCCUCUCGUCAGUUCUGAGCACAGAGACAAUGACAGACACACACUCUCUUAAAACGCAAUCGCAAACCCACAUCCACCCAGCUUUAUGCUGUUCACCUGAUAAUGGCUUGGCCCCCCCCCCAGGUCAACAGACAAUCCUUUCAUUUUAAUGACACUCCAUGUCUUAAUGUUUACAUUAAUGGAUACUUUUCAAUCUGGCUCCUUUUCUGUGGACUAUGUGCUUUCAGUUGAAGUAUUCUGUGUAUUCGCUUUUCCAAAGCUCUCCUGCCUUGAAAUGGUGUUUUCUGUAAGUGAAGUGCCAUAUCAUAUAUUUAUACAGACUGGUUAUGUGCUCGGAAGUAUUAUGGCCCCAUUACGUUACACUAAGAGGAAACUAAUUACAUCACUUCAUAUAAUUUGAUUGGAUUUAGCUGUGCUGAAAAGUGGCUUAUUGUUGUUCAGUAUGUCAACUGUAGCUUAACAAGUUGCUGUUCUGAACAAGUUCUAUAUGCCUUGGUAUUGCAUGCGCUUGGUGAUAAUGCGUUUUCUGAUAUUGUAACAGUUUAUGUGAAUAAGGAGGCUGUGAUUGUUUUUAUUCCUUUUUAUUUUUGUAACAAAAAUGUAAUUUUGUUUUCACACAAUUGAAAUAAAGUCGUGUAAGAAAAAUCUACACAAGAA